Molecule: messenger RNA, 240 nt
Organism: Blastomyces dermatitidis ER-3
Lineage: Eukaryota; Fungi; Ascomycota; Eurotiomycetes; Onygenales; Ajellomycetaceae
Exons: 2
Coding region: 1-240 (79 amino acids)
Source: RefSeq, a predicted model, not a curated record
AUGUCUAGUGCAACUGUACACCUUAAAUAUGCAAAGAACAAGAAGAUAUCAGACUUCAUCAAUCUUGACAAACCUGAUAUCUUCUCUGAACUAGAAGAAUCUCUGAAACCUGAGUGUUCAGAUGAAGUCACUGCGGAGGUUAAGAUAGUAUAUAAUAUCAAGAUCACUGUGUGGAAAAUCAAAUAUAUGAAAUAUAAGAAAUUGAAUGAAGGUAUGACAAAGAUACAAGAUGUUAUAUAA